CGAACAGCUGGGAGACGGAGGGGUUGCGGAGCGGGAUCGCCCGAGCGCCGCCUGACACACCUGGGCUCAGAGCGAGAAACAGGAUUUAUUCCACCCUGCUCCAACCACUGGACAACACUGCCUCUUCCAGAGCUGAGAAGAGCUCCAGGGAGUUUGCCCUCAUCCGGCCAUCUACUUGAGCGAAGCAGAAAUCUGCCGCAGCAAAUCAGUGGUCUCCAGCCAUGGGGAGCACCGGCGAGCCUCUGAGUCGCUUCUGGCGCUGGUACAUCUACGCCAUCCACGGCUACUUCUCGGAAGUGAUGUUCACGGCCGCCUGGUCCUUUGUGGUGGACCGGGACUGGAAGUUCCAGGGGGUGACCAGCGUCUGGGCCCUCUUCAUCUAUGGGACCUGCGGCCUGGCCCUCGAGCGCCUCUACGUCCUGCUCAAGGGCCGCAGCUUCCUGGUGACCCGCUGCGCCAUCUACACCCUGUGCAUCUACCUCUGGGAGUUCUCCACCGGUUAUGCGCUGCAAUGCUUCAACGCCUGCCCCUGGGACUACAGCCACUACCGGUACAACUUCAUGGGCCUCGUCACCCUGGAGUAUUGCCUCUUCUGGUUCGUCGGCGCCCUCCUGCUGGAGAAAAUCGUCAUCCGCAAUGCCCUGAGGCUCAGGCUGGAUCCGGCCGGUAGCACCCAAGGGCGCCCCUUCCCCAGGUUCGAACUGAAAGACGACUGAGUUCGGGGUAACUCAGGAUGGAGAGAAAACCAGGGAGAUUUAAGAUCCCGGACAGUCAUACUCCAUCCUUUUCUUCCUCUGGGCAAAUCUGCGGAGGGGCCGGCUAUCACAAUGGCCGCACUCUUCCUCCACGGUCAAGCGAUGCUCCUGAAGGCCCG
Messenger RNA from Podarcis muralis (Common wall lizard), 874 nucleotides. RefSeq names its product transmembrane protein 229B-like. The record is from RefSeq and is a predicted model, not a curated record. NCBI's taxonomy places the organism in Eukaryota, Metazoa, Chordata, Lepidosauria, Squamata, Lacertidae.